This is a messenger RNA of Impatiens glandulifera, 996 nucleotides long. Its product is annotated as glycine-rich cell wall structural protein 1-like. The coding region runs from base 1 to 996 and encodes 331 amino acids. NCBI's taxonomy places the organism in Eukaryota, Viridiplantae, Streptophyta, Magnoliopsida, Ericales, Balsaminaceae. The transcript has a single exon. The record is from RefSeq and is a predicted model, not a curated record.
AUGAAGAUAAGUUCUGGAGGACUAUGUUUCUUUGUUGUGGCUUUAUUUUUUGGCCUUUCUUUGGUUGAUGGACUUUCUCGUAAAACCCUAAUUCAAGAAGGCACCUCUUUGAAAAACACCACCAUUUCUUCAAAGGCUCAUGAUCAUGUGGCAGUAGUUGGUACUCCUGAUCAUAAUACUAAGAGUGGAUCAGCCAAAGGUGGUGGUUCAAGUGGCGGUGGACGAGGAGGAUCAGGCGGUGGCAGUGGCUCAGGUGGUGGAGGAGGUGGUGGCAGUGGCUCAGGUGGUGGAGGAGGUGGUGGCAGUGGUUCAGGUGGUGGUGGAGGAGGUGGUGACAGUGGUUCAGGUGGAGGAGGAGGAGGUGGCAGUGGCUCGGGUGGUGGAGGAGGAGGUGGCAGUGGCUCGGGUGGUGGAGGAGGAGGUGGCAGUGGCUCAGGAGGUGGAGGAGGAGGUAGCAGUGGCUCGGGUGGUGGAGGAGGAGGUGGCAAUGGCUCGGGUGGUGGAGGAGGAGGUGGCAGUGGCUCAGGAGGUGGAGGAGGAGGCAGUGGCUCGGGUGGUGGAGGAGGAGGUGGCAGUGGCUCAGGAGGUGGAGGAGGAGGCAGUGGCUCGGGUGGUGGAGGAGGCAGUGGCGGUGGCUCGAGAGGUGAUGGUGGCAGUGACAAUGGUAACAAGAAAAGAAGAAACAAUGGACACAAGAAGAAGCGUGAUGGAGGAAUGAGUGGAGGUGGGGGUGGUGGCGGAAAUGGUGGAGGUGGCGGUGGAGGAGGAAAUGGAGGAGGUGGUGGUGGUGGUGGCGGCGGCGGUGGUAAAGGAGGUGGCGGCGGCGGCGGUGGUGGUAAAGGAGGAGGAGGGGGCGGUGGUGGUGGUAAAGGAGGAGGAGGGGGUGGUGGUGGCGGUGGCGGUGGCGGUGGAGGAGGAGGCGGAGGAGGAGGAAGUUGGGGUGGAGGUGGUAGUUGUUGGGCAUGGGGAUGUAAGACCAAGGGUCCAAAGUAUUAA